Messenger RNA from Vitrella brassicaformis, 1649 nucleotides. NCBI's taxonomy places the organism in Eukaryota, Vitrellaceae. The record is from the annotation of a GenBank genome assembly.
AUGCAGGCUUCGUUCCCGCUCAGCGUCGUGUACGAGUCCGACCAGAACACGCACAUCGCCACCACGCAGACGACCUACCAGGUACAUGGAUGCACGAGUGCAUGCGGUGUCCUUCUCUUGCCAUGCGCACACAAUGUUCGCUCGCCCCCUCCGUGUGUGUGUGUGUGUGUGCAGACCCCGCUGCAGGUGCCGCCUGACAAGCGCUGCCCCGUCAUCAAUAUGGUAAGGGCAUCAUCAGUGUGCCUCCACACACACACACACACAGACACACAUAUCUGUCAGCGUGUGCUGGGCUUCGUCCCAUUCAACGACGGCUUUGGGGAGGGCUACUUCGUGGUGGGGGAGGCGCGGCGGCUGCCACGGGGCAGCUGGGACCUCACCCAGCUCGCCGAGAAGGUGCAGGAGGCCCGCGACCUCACAGGCCAGCUGCCACUCCCACAGCAGUACCGGAUUGUCGUCAAGUCGGAGGAGCAGUGGUACCGCGUCGAGAAGGACAAGGACUGGGCGGAGUACGACCCUCUGCGCGCCCUGGAAGCCAUCCACGAGCCACCAGGUACACAUGCUCGAUACCCUAGAGAAUGUAUGCAUCUCACUCUGUGCAAUGUCUCUUCUGUCUGUCUGUCUGUCUGUCUCCUUUCAUGGACUGGUGCAGCCAUGCCCCAUGCCAAGAGGGAGCUCGUCGAUUCGGCCACUGAUGCCUUCUACGACGAGGCGGCAUUCCACGGCCUGGACGCCAUCGUCCGCCCGAGCCCCCACCCGGACGCCGUCAGCCUGUAUGCGGGCCCAUUCGACGGCGGCAAGGACGGCCACUUCCACAUCCACGACGAGGCGAGACGGCGCGGCCAUGGGUGGGACUUCCGCAACCUCAAGAAGCGAGUCGACAACUGCGGGGGCAAGCCCGACCCGCACCACUACGGCUACGUGAUCAUGGAUCACAUUCGGGUACUCAAAGGCUUGUCCGCGAUUAGAAGGUGCAUAGAAAGAACGCCUACACAUCGGCAACACCCAUGCCACUAUGCCGCUCUGUGUGUCUGUGUGUCUGUGUGUGUGUGUGUGUGUGGUGUGCGUGUGUGCUUGCAGCAUGCAGAAGAGUGGGGGUGGUGCCCGUACACGACGCAGACACUGAGGGACACAUGCACCACAUGCUGCGGGGCAGGGGAUGGUAGGGGAUGCGAUGGCAGCGAGGAAGGGCAGGAUGCCUGCACGGGGCCUGCAUCGCUGCCUGCAUUUUAUAUUUCCAUGUCUCUCUCACUGGAACACCUGCGGAACACGUUUAUGUCUCGAUGUAGGCACAGGCUCAGUGCGGCUGAGUGCCCCAGACAAUCGUUGCCUACAUUUUAUAUCGUUAGUGUGUCUGUUCCCUCAGUCAGGCCCCGCAAAGGACACAUGAGUGUGUUAUAGUUAUGGGAACUCGUUACCAUGCCGUUCAUGUGUGUGGGCGGAGAGGUCGCGGAGGGCCGCGAGUCAUGCUGGCUCGAAGCGCCCGCUCACCAAAAAGCACAAGGCAGCCGCCAAAGGUGAGACACACACCACACACGGCUCCUUUAUCUGCAUGUGGACGUGUAGGCGUGUCUUUCCACCCGUCAGGUAAAGCCAAGGCCAAGACACGCAGCAAGAAACGAUGGCGGCGAUCAGCCCAUGCGAAGUGA